This is a messenger RNA of Antechinus flavipes (yellow-footed antechinus), 1045 nucleotides long. Its product is annotated as immunoglobulin superfamily member 1-like. Gene Ontology annotation, cellular component: plasma membrane. Bases 1 to 747 code for a protein of 248 amino acids. The transcript has 4 exons. The record is from RefSeq and is a predicted model, not a curated record. Lineage: Eukaryota; Metazoa; Chordata; Mammalia; Dasyuromorphia; Dasyuridae.
AUGGAUAUCACCCAAGAUGGAGAACAGCUAUUCCUGACAAAGGUGAUCCUCAAGGACUUUGGCUUUCACUACCAACUUUGCACCAAGGAAAGUCUCUGGAAAAAAGGCAAUGACCCCUGCAGGCUUUGUCUGCACUGCGAGGUUAGGGCACAGACAGAAAUCUUUCCAAGACCCACCCUCUGGGCUCUCCCAAGUCCCGUGGUCGCCAAGGGAGCGGAUGUGACCCUCAGGUGCCAGGGCCAACUGGGGAGUGACAGGUUCCAGCUCUGGAAGGAUGGAGAGCUCAGAGAGGAGAGAAAUGACUCGUGGUCACAGGCAGACUUUGUGCUCAGGAAAGUAGAUGAUGAGAGAGAUGCCAGAAGCUACAGGUGCCGCUCUGGAAAGGGGCCCUUGUGGUCAGAGUACAGUGAACCCCUGGCCCUGAUGGUGACAGGAGCCUUCUCCACACCCAACAUUGGAACUUCACCUGGACCCUUGAUAUCUCCAGGAAAAACAGUGACCAUCUGGUGCCAAAUACCCGAACAAUCCCCCACUCAGGACUGCAGUUUUGCCCUGCUGGAUGCAAAGAGCCUGGAGCCCUUACUGCUACAGAUCCCUGCAGGGCUCAGGACUGAAUUUUCACUUCCAUCUGUGAGGGCCAAGGAUACUGGGAGCUACAGGUGUAUUUACUACAAGAAGACACCACCACACAGAGCAUCCCAUCCUAGCCCAGUGGUGGAGCUGACUGUGCUUGGUGACUGCUCAUAAGAAUCCCUAAGUACCCAUUCCAUGUCCCCACAUAGAGGCCCACAAAAGUAGUGGAACAGCAUAAGAUCCAGGGAAUUCUAAAGGGAUGGUUGGAAUAGGGCUGGAAGGAACCUCUGGGCCAUCUCAGUUUAGGCUCCAGGAUAAUGGCGGUGUUCUCCACUCAGACAGGAUCUAAGGCAGAGAGUGAGACCAAAAGCAAGAUUUCUGCUGGUCCUCUCAGGGGGUUAGCAGAGGGGGUCUAGAAAUGACAUCUGACAUUGACCUCAGGCACCCCUUUCUCCUCAGGACAACUACCCAG